ACAAAGGCUUUGGACUCAGCAGACAGUGCUAAGAAUGCUCCUGCUUUGGUCCAGAUUCCUGUUCCUGCCCAUCCUUCUAGGAAUGGUGUAUGCAGCUCCCACCUUAGAUGGAGGCAGAACACAGCGUGAGGAGAUAGUCCUAAGUUUUCCCAGGGAUGAAGUCAGCCUGAACGAGAUGUUCCGUGAAGUGGAAGAGUUGAUGGAGGAUACUCAGUACAAACUGAGGAAUGCAGUUGAAGAGAUGGAGGCAGAAGAAGGUGGUUCUAGGCAGGAAACAGGAGUUGAUUUUGACCAGCUGCCUCCCAACUAUCACAAUGAAUCUUACACAGACACAAAAAUUGGAAAUAAAACUUUACAUACUCACCAAGAAAUCAAUAAGGCAACUGAUAAUAAAACUGGAUCUGCUAGCUAUUCUGAAACUGUUGUUACAUCAAUACAAGAAGGAGAGAGUAAGUGGAAUCAUGAGUGUAUUAUUGAUGAGGACUGUGAGACUGGAAAAUAUUGUGAGUUCUCUGGUUUUGAGUACAAAUGUUAUGUCUGCAAAACCCAACACACACAUUGCUCUCGAGAUGAGGAGUGCUGUAGAAACCAGCUCUGUGUCUGGGGUGAAUGCUUGAAAGCUGCCUCAAGAGGAGCAAAUGGAACAAUAUGCGAAAACCAGCGUGACUGUAAUCCGGGAAUGUGCUGUGCUUUUACAAAAGACCUUCUGUUCCCUGUGUGUACCCCAUUAUCUGGAGAAGGGGAAUCUUGCCAUGACCCUUCAGAUAGGCUCCUCAACUUAAUUACAUGGGAGCUGGAACCAGAUGGAGCCCUGGAUCGCUGCCCCUGCGCACAUGGAUUGACUUGUAAGAUACAGAGCUACAGCAGCGAUUCUUUCUGUGAGCUAUCCUUUAAUGAAACCGAGAACAAGGAUGCAGAGAAACCUUUGCUAGUAGAUGAAAUAUCAUUACUGGAUUUUAUAACAGAAGAUAUUCCUGAUGACUAUGAAGAGACGCUGAUUAACAAAAUGCAGGAAGGCUUGGAGAAAGAAGUAUCUGUUCCUAAAGAUGUGGACAUAGCCAGUGAUAUGUUUUUUGCAGACAAAAUGUAAUUAAUUGGUCACACAUCCUUUUAGAAAAUAGUGUCCUUUAUAGCACAAUUAAACUAUUUCUGCUGGAUAGAAGUUCAAUAAUUAAAAAUAUAAUUUACUUGGUUAUUUUUCUCUGCCUUGUACAGACAAGUAUUUUCUAAGUCUGAAACCACAUUCUUCAUUGAAACAUCAAACGUGGGCAGGAGCUUCAUUUAAGGAUGGCACUUCUGAGUU
Molecule: messenger RNA, 1303 nt
Organism: Euleptes europaea (tarantolino)
Lineage: Eukaryota; Metazoa; Chordata; Lepidosauria; Squamata; Sphaerodactylidae
Gene: DKK3
Product: dickkopf WNT signaling pathway inhibitor 3
Exons: 8
Coding region: 35-1090 (351 amino acids)
Biological process (GO): negative regulation of canonical Wnt signaling pathway; multicellular organism development
Cellular component (GO): extracellular region
Molecular function (GO): receptor antagonist activity; co-receptor binding
Source: RefSeq, a predicted model, not a curated record